CAACCCAAAACCAAUCUCCCGGCGAGCCACGCCAAGGAGGGCUUCAGCUUCACAAGCGUCACUGUCCACUGUCCAAUUCGACGGCGGCGCUACCAAACGGCAACUUCCAACGCCAAGCCAUUAGUAGCCACCCGCAACUAACCAUAUGCUCCCUCGCGUCCGUCCCCUCCUUCGAUUCUCUCUCCCCUUACCUCCUCCGAUGGCGCCCCCCAUUUCUUCUCGCGCCGCCGCCGCCACUCUCCCGAUUGUUUCCCUCGCCGCCGCUCCUCACUCCCCUUCUGCUUCCAAGUCCAACAUUCUCUUCUUCCCUCCGACGCGUCCGUCCACCGCCUUCGCCCCGCCAUCCUUCUUCACGACCAGAUGCUUCCACGCCGGAGUCGUCAAGAAGAUUGUACCCGGGGUUUGCGCCGCCGCCGCCGGCGGACAGAGAGAAUACCGUAAAGUGAGAAGACGCGCCACCGCCAAGAGCAAGCAGAAGGAGCUGGAGCUGAGCGUUAGCAUUUGCAUUGAGGAGGACCUCCCUGAUAACGAUUCUGAAAUCCUGAGUAUAGCAGAGUUGCUCCGCCUAAACGUGCCCAUGGCAUUGAAGUUGGCACUGGAUGGCCUGAAAGAUUCUCGCUGCAAAACUCGAGAUACUACUAUCUCGGAUGUUGGUGGCUACGAGAGCAUCGAGUUGUCUGUCAUGCUUUGCAAUGACAGCUUCAUCCGUAAGCUCAACAAAGAAUGGAGGGGUGAAGACAGUGCUACUGAUGUUCUCUCCAUGUCGCAGCAUGUUCCUCGGCUUAAUCUCCCUAUUCUGAUGCUGGGUGACAUUGUAAUUUCUGUGGAGACAGCUGCAUGGCAAGCUGAAGAAAGAGGUCAUACACUUCUUGAUGAAAUCCGUAUCCUCAUGGUCCAUGGGUUGUUGCAUCUGUUAGGAUUUGAUCACGAGAUCAGUGGCGAGGCUGAAACUGAAAUGGAGAAAGAGGAGGAAAUUCUUUUGAAGAGUCUUGGGUGGACGGGGACAUUGCUUAACAGCAAAAGUCAACUUUCAACCACAAAUGCAAAUGCAUUGAAAGAAGCUAUGUCAAGAGGAGUGAAGGUAGUCAUAGCAACUGGAAAGGCUCGCCCUGCUGUGAUAAAUAUCUUGAAGACUGCUGGCUUAGCUGAUAAAGAUGGUAUUGUCUCAGAGGUCUCCCCUGGUGUCUUCCUGCAGGGGUUGCUCGUGUACGGUAGGCAGGGACGAGAGAUUUUCAGAAGGAAUUUAGAUCCAGGUGUCUGCAGAGAGGUGUGCAGGUAUUCUUUGGAGCAGAAGGUUCCUCUAAUUGCAUUCAGCAAUGAUCGUUGCUUAACGCUGUUUGAUCACCCCCUUGUUGAAUCACUGCAUACAGUUUACCGAGCGCCGCAGGCAGAAGUCAUGUCUUCGGUUGAGGAUCUCAUAGCUGCAGCUGACAUACAAAAAAUGUUGUUCAUAGACACUGCUGAUAGAGUAGCAACUGAACUGAGGCCGUAUUGGUCAGAAGCAGCAGGAGAGCGUGCCAAUGUAGUUCAAGCUGUUCCACAUAUGCUUGAGAUUGUACCUGUGGGAACAUCAAAAGGGAGCGGGAUCCAAAUUCUUCUUGAUCAUCUGGGUGUGAAAGCUGAAGAGAUAAUGGCCAUUGGAGACGGGGAGAACGAUAUCGAGAUGCUGCGAUUGGCUUCCCUUGGCAUUGCUCUCAGCAAUGGUGUCGAGAAGACGAAAGCUGUGGCCAAUGUAAUUGGUGCUAGUAAUGACGAAGAUGGGGUAGCUGAUGCCAUCUAUCGGUGCAACAAUAAUAAUAACAGUGUGCAAAGGAAAGGAAAGGAAAGUGGACUGGGAACCAACAUUGCAAGCCAAGUCGCAAGUGGCGUGAUGAUACCAGCAUUCGGACCUUUCUUCUCCUCCGCAAACCGCAAAUCUCAGGCUCAGCUUGUUCAUCGGCGCUCAGUAGUUGCUGAGAAGAUGGCCGAUGGAGGUUGCGCCGCUAUCAACACCAAGAUAGAGGAAGGAAAAGGAGGCUAUAUAUUGGAAGACGUCCCUCACCUCACUGACUAUCUCCCUUCGCUCCUCACUUACCCUAAUCCUUUGCAAGACAAUCCUGCCUACUCUGUUGUAAAGCAGUACUUCGUCGAUGUGGAUGACACCGUCGCCCAAAAGAUUGUGGUUCACAAGAAUGGUGACAGGGGAAUCCACUUCCGUCGUGCUGGACCUCGCCAAAAGGUAUACUUCAAGUCCGACGAAGUUCAUGCUUGCAUUGUCACCUGUGGUGGCCUCUGCCCCGGGCUGAACACUGUCAUCAGGGAGAUUGUUUGCGGCCUUCAUUACAUGUACGGUGUCUCCAAAAUCAUCGGCAUUGAUGGAGGGUACAUGGGAUUCUAUUCCAAGAAUACUGUUACUUUGACUCCCAAGGUUGUCAAUGACAUCCAUAAACGUGGCGGUACUGUUCUUGGGACGUCAAGAGGAGGUCAUGACACCUCAAAGAUAGUGGACAGCAUCCAAGAUCGUGGGAUCAAUCAGGUUUAUGUCAUUGGAGGUGACGGAACUCAAAAGGGAGCUGCGGUCAUUUAUGAGGUUAUUGACAGGUCGUUUGGUUUCGAUACUGCGGUUGAGGAGGCACAACGGGCUAUCAAUGCAGCCCACGUGGAAGCUGAAAGUACCGAAAAUGGUAUUGGUGUUGUGAAGCUGAUGGGACGUUAUAGUGGUUUCAUUGCUAUGUAUGCUACACUUGCCAGCAGAGAUGUGGACUGCUGUUUGAUUCCAGAGUCACCUUUCUUCUUAGAAGGCAAAGGUGGACUUUUUCAAUUCAUUAGAAAACGGCUAAAAGAAAAUGGGCACAUGGUUAUCGUUAUUGCUGAAGGAGCAGGACAAGAUCUGCUUACAGAGAGCAUGCAGUCUAUGGGGCAGCAAGAUGCUUCUGGAAACAAGCAACUUCAAGAUGUUGGAUUCUGGAUAUCUCACAGGAUCAAGGAUCAUUUCGCCAAGGAACAUAAUAUGGCUAUCACUCUCAAAUACAUAGAUCCUACGUACAUGAUCCGAGCAAUUCCAGGUAAUGCUUCUGAUAAUGUCUACUGCACGCUCCUUGCUCAAAGUGCGGUUCAUGGGGCAAUGGCAGGAUAUACAGGCUUUACUUGUGGACCUGUGAACGGACGACAUUCUUACAUCCCUUUUAAUCGCAUUACUGAGAAGCAGAACAAGGUGGUGAUCACAGACAGGAUGUGGGCAAGACUUUUAUCCUCGACGAAUCAGCCUAGCUUUUUAUGAGCCCUAAUUUUGCUGGCAUGGAGAACUGGGAACUAGGUGCAUGGGAGUUGUAACAUGUUCGACAACAUCUCGCAACUUACUCGAGAUCUGACAUUUCCCUUUUCAGUUUUGUGUAUUUCCUUUUGCUAGGAAAGCAAGUUGUAUGUACACAAAUGUUUGUCAUAGUUGGAUUACAUGCGUUCUUUCAUUGAAUUGAUGAGGUGAAGGAUUUAGAAAUUGUCGAGGAGCAUUUCGCUUUGACAUUUGAAUGGGCAAGCACAACUAGUCCCAGAAAGAGACUGGACAAGCACGAAUGACAACAGAAGAUGGAUACUUUUGCUAUAUAUAUUGGCCAAAUGAAUGAAUUAACAUAAUACGCUGCAACAAUUCAUCCCCUCGUACAUAACAGGGUGAAUGAAAGAAGAGGGUAUGGUCAUUGUUCAACCGAGUCUGUAAGUAGUACAAAGCAUGCUGGUGCCUUCAGUCUCUUCUAAUGUGACUGCAAAGAGAUUAUGCUCGAGUCUUUAAGCACAUACAUUGAUUCAGGGAGUAGUUUACUUAGCAUCAUCCAUCUACACUUAUCAACCCUUGUAAACGCCAGAGGGAUCGGCAUUCUGAAUAAUCCAUGGAUGUUCGAGCAGCUUGUGUAGUGGCAGACGCUGGAAUGAAUCUUUGACAAGCAUCUGCAGGUGCAAAAGAGACAGACUAAUUAGGUCUUUUGCAGAAGCAGAUACAAUAGGCUUUG
Molecule: messenger RNA, 3983 nt
Organism: Linum tenue
Lineage: Eukaryota; Viridiplantae; Streptophyta; Magnoliopsida; Malpighiales; Linaceae
Source: the annotation of a GenBank genome assembly